Molecule: messenger RNA, 892 nt
Organism: Toxorhynchites rutilus septentrionalis
Lineage: Eukaryota; Metazoa; Arthropoda; Insecta; Diptera; Culicidae
Exons: 3
Coding region: 156-848 (230 amino acids)
Source: RefSeq, a predicted model, not a curated record
ACAAAAUGUCCGAAAUAUGAUGUUGUCCGAAAUAUGAUUCAGAACGGUAAUUGCAAGAAGUAGGCCUCGCGUAAAUUUUUCUCGCAUUUGUCAUUUGGGAAGCAACAGCAGCGGAACGCAGUAUAUUUUUAGCGUAUUUUUUUCCAUUCUGCGUAAUGAAUCGGAAGAGGCCAACCUGGACUGUAACGGAGGAAGAUGGUGAUCAGAUGUGUAUUCUAUACAAAGGCAAACAAUUCAGAAUGCCCCGCUCGGAAUACACUAGAAAGCUAACAGCGGAGGAUCAUAAGCCAGUUGGUUUAGCGAGUGAUAUUCCGGAAAAGGUGCGUGCGGAAUACUCAUUCGGCAGUAGUUACUUGAGAUGCCACAAAACUGACCCCACGGAAACCAAACAAAUCGAAACGAAAUUUUUCAACAAGUUUAUGGAAGACGACUCGAACAGUAUGGAAACGGUGGUCGAGAGAAAUCUUCCAAUGUUGAGUUCCUCCGAUUGCGCCAACACUCAGGAACCGAAGUUGAAAAUCACCGUCUCAUCUGCUGAGAGUGUAAACUCUCGAAAAUCCCAAGAAACUGUUGAAACGCUGUCCGAGCUGAAGGGUAGACUGGUUAGCAUUAUCGAUAAAACCAUUUAUCAGCUGGAAUCGCAGCAGGACUUAGCGGAGAGAGAAUCCAGGGAUAGCGGUCCGAUGUAUCCUGGCGGGGAUGGUUCAAGUGUCGCACAUCGGGUGCAGAACUUUCAGCUUCUAAAGACUGAUUCGUUUACACAAACUAAACGAGAAGUCAGAUUGAAGUUGUUUACCGAAAUUGAAACGAUCGUGAUGCGACUGAAGGAUAUGGAAAAGUUGAACUAAAUGAUUUUUGGUGGUUUUAUUUUAUAGUAAAAUUAUCAAGUUUA